CGUGAGCUGUAGACAAGCCUAACCCGUAACGCAACCAUACACGACAUGAAUGAUUGCACAAGCUCUCCAGUUGUCCAGCAAACCGCCAUAAAAUAGAGACAUCUCUCUCUCUCUCUCUCUCUCUCUCUAUACAUAAAUUCAAUUCUUCGUUGGAGGGAUGUACCAGUGGAGGAAAUUCGAGUUCUUCGAGGAGAAAUUCGCCGGAAAAUGCUCCAUCCCAGACGAAGUCGCCGGAAAUAUCACCUGCUGUUCGAGCGGCAGAGGGAAGACCGUCGUCGGUUCCGACGACGGCACUGUAACCCUACUCGAUCGGGGCUUGAAGUUCAACUAUGGCUUCCAAGUUCACUCCUCUUCCGUCCUCUUCCUCCAACAGCUCAAGCAACGUAAUUUCUUAGUGACUGUUGGGGAAGAUGAGCAAAUAUCUCCUCAGCUAUCAGGUGUUUGCCUGAAGGUUUUUGACCUAGAUAAGAUGCAGGAGGAGGGGACAAGUACAUCGAGUCCUGAAUGUGUUCAGAUAUUACGUAUAUUCACUAAUCAGUAUCCUGAAGCAAAGAUCACAUCCUUUUUAGUUUUAGAGGAAGCACCGCCGAUAUUGCUCAUAGCUAUUGGAUUGGACAAUGGUUGCAUUUAUGGCAUCAAAGGGGACAUUGCACGUGAGCGGAUCAAGCGGUUUAAGCUUCAGGUGGAUAGUCAUCCAGACGAAAGUCAGUCUUGUAUAACGGGUAUGGGGUUUCGAGUGGAUGGUCAAGCAACUCAACUAUUUGCCGUUACUCCGAGUUCAGUGAGCUUGUUUAGCUUGCAGGCUGAACCAUAUAGUCGGAAUACCCUAGAUCAGAUUGGAUGCAAUGCUAAUGGUGUUGCAAUGAGUGAUCGCUUGGAGUUAAUUAUUGGGCGAGAUGAGGCUGUAUAUUUCUAUGAAGUUGAUGGUCGUGGUCCUUGUUGGGCCUUUGAGGGAGAAAAGAAAUUCCUUGGAUGGUUUCGUGGAUAUCUUUUGUGUGUUAUUGCAGAUCAAAGAAGUGGCAAGAAUACUUUCAACAUAUAUGACCUGAAGAACCGUUUAAUUGCCCACAGUUUGGUUGUUAAGGAAGUUUCUCAGAUGCUUUGUGAAUGGGGUAAUAUAAUACUUAUAAUGGCAGACAAAUCAGCUUUAUGUAUUGGGGAGAAGGAUAUGGAAAGUAAGUUGGAUAUGCUUUUUAAGAAGAAUCUUUAUCCAGUAGCUAUAAAUCUUGUUCAGAGCCAGCAAGCUGAUGCUGCCGCGACAGCUGAAGUGCUGAGGAAGUACGGGGAUCAUUUAUACAGCAAACAAGACUAUGAUGAUGCCAUGGCUCAGUACAUCAACACCAUUGGUCACCUUGAACCUUCAUAUGUGAUACAAAAGUUUUUAGAUGCUCAAAGAAUCUACAACCUUACAAAUUACUUGGAAAAAUUACAUGAAAAGGGGCUUGCUUCAAAAGAUCAUACAACUCUUCUGUUAAAUUGUUACACCAAGUUGAAAGAUGUGGAAAAGCUUAAUGUGUUCAUCAAAAGUGAGGAUGGCAUCGGGGAGCAUAAAUUCGAUGUUGAAACUGCAAUAAGGGUCUGCCGUGCUGCCAAUUAUCAUAAGCAUGCAAUGUAUGUAGCAAAGAAGGCUGGGAGGCAUGAAUGGUACUUAAAGAUCUUACUUGAAGACCUGGGUAGUUAUGAAGAAGCCUUGCAGUAUAUUUCUAGUCUUGAACCAAGUCAGGCUGGGGUGACAAUAAAGGAGUAUGGAAAGAUACUAAUAGAGCACAAGCCAAUCGACACCAUUGAAAUUCUCAUGAGACUUUGCACGGAGGAUGGAGAACAAUCCAAGAGAGGUACCUCGAAUGGUGCAUACAUGUCCGUGCUACCAUCCCCUGUUGAUUUUCUCAACAUAUUUAUCCAUCAUCCAGAGUCACUUAUGGAUUUUCUUGAGAAAUACACCGACAAAGUGAAGGACUCACCUGCUCAAGUAGAAAUUGACAACACACUCUUGGAGUUAUACUUGUCUAAUGAUUUGAACUUCCCAUCAGUCUCACAAGCUAACAUCAGUGAAUAUGCUAAUUUCAGAGGGGAAAGGCCAUCAGCAGCUGGAACGUCAAAAGCAAAGUCCAAUGGUAAAUUAAGUGUGGAUCAACAAAAUUUGAAUAAGGAAAAGGAUCGUCAAGAAAGACUUCAGAAGGGGCUGCUCUUGCUUAAGACUGCAUGGCCAUCAGACCUGGAGCAUCCACUGUAUGAUGUUGACCUUGCUAUAAUUCUUUGUGAAAUGAAUGCAUUUAAAGAAGGGCUCUUAUAUCUCUAUGAGAAGAUGAAACUCUACAAAGAGGUGAUUGCUUGCUACAUGCAGGCCCAUGACCAUGAGGGUUUGAUUGCAUGCUGCAAGAGGCUAGGGGAUUCAGUUAAGGGAGGUGAUUCAACCCUUUGGGCAGAUGUAUUGAAGUAUUUUGGUGAACUUGGAGAAGAUUGCUCAAAAGAAGUCAAGGAAGUUUUGACUUAUAUUGAGAGGGAUAACAUCUUGCCUCCUAUUAUUGUUCUUCAGACCCUGGCCAGAAAUUCAUGCCUCAAUCUCUCUGUCAUCAAAGAUUAUAUAGCCAGAAAACUUGAACAGGAAUCAAAGCUAAUUGAAGAGGACAGACGAUCCAUUGAUAAGUAUCAGGAAGAAACAUUAUCAAUGAGAAAGGAAAUACAGGAUCUUAGGACAAAUGCCAGAAUCUUCCAGCUUAGCAAGUGCACUGCUUGUACUUUCACCCUUGAUCUCCCUGCUGUACACUUUAUGUGCAUGCACUCAUUCCAUCUGCGUUGCCUUGGUGACAAUGAGAAAGAAUGCCCCGAGUGCGCUCCCGAAUACAGAUCUGUCCUCGAAAUGAAGAGAAGCUUGGAGCUGAAUUCCAAAGACCAGGAUCAGUUCUUCCAGCUGGUUAAAAAUUCCAAGGAUGGAUUUUCUGUGAUUGCUCAGUAUUUUGGGAAGGGAAUCAUCAGCAAAACUGGCACUGCCGCAACUGGCACUCUUAGACCAGGCAACGCUUCUUCCAGCAGCAGCUUCUGAGAUUUGUUUGUUAUUAUUUUUCUUUUUUCUUGCAUUCACACUUUUAUUUGUUGGCUUGCAAGCAUUUGCUGAACCUUGUCAAGUAAUUUUUGGUGGGUUAUUGAGACUUUGGGGAUUCUCUGCAAUUAAUGGUCAUUGCCUCAUUUACAAAGAAAAUUAGCUGUUAGCACCUUGUUUGACCUAGUUGGUGUUGAUUUGGUCACUGAGAAGAGAGAAAUCAUGAGGUUUCUCUGCCAAGAACAUAUAAGGGAAGGUUAUGACAUGUAUCAUAUGUUCAAACUGGCUGCUGUAAUAUCAUGGCAGAGAUGUGCCACCUGAUUUUCCCGAGCAAGUUCACAAUGAAUGGUUUGUAUCGUCAAUUUUCUUGCAAAUAAAAUAAUUCUAGUGGUUGUUAGAUA
Molecule: messenger RNA, 3441 nt
Organism: Camellia sinensis
Lineage: Eukaryota; Viridiplantae; Streptophyta; Magnoliopsida; Ericales; Theaceae
Gene: VPS11
Product: vacuolar protein sorting 11
Biological process (GO): vesicle-mediated transport; endosome organization; vacuole organization
Cellular component (GO): endosome; HOPS complex
Molecular function (GO): protein binding; protein-macromolecule adaptor activity
Source: RefSeq, a predicted model, not a curated record